GGGAAGAGUUGGGCGGCCCGAGUCGCAGUCUCACUCCCCGAUUUCUCGGCAGCAGGAGCGUGACCGCUGGCCAUCUGCCCGCACCACCGGCGUCCUACUACUCCCAGCCCGGAGGACUGCUCGUCACCCUCGCUAGUUGGGAGCUUCACCGCCGAGAGCCCAAGCCCUGAGGUGGGCACCGGACACCCCUGGGUGCACCAAGCAGGAUGUCGUUCGGACAGUCGCGCUAGGUGACCCAUACCGGGCACAGAGCUCUCUAGCUCCCUGGCCACCGUCCGAGCGGCGGUGGCGGAGGUGAUGAGCACCGGACGCGCAAAGCACCUGCAGCGAGCUAUCCCCGGGAGGUGGACGCCGAGCAGGGCUCCUCGCAGGACUGUGCGGAUCUUUACCUCCCCAGGCACGAGGUGGCGAAACCUUCCCGCUGCGCCUCCGGUCAGGAUGCUCAGGGCACCUCCCUGCUGAUGAGAUGUUCCCUUAGGCGGCUGUGCCGUACGCAGCCCGGGUCUCAGGCGGUUGUGCACAACUGAGUGGGCUCGGCUCUGGCCCCUCGUGCAGGCGGAUGAAAAGUGCCGGAGGCCUUGUAUGGGAUCAGCGAUCAAAUUUUAAGAGCCAUGGACGAAGUGGCAGCGCAAUCCCGGGGCCAGGAGCAGCUGGGGGCACCUGAGGCUGUAGGAGCUGUCCAGGAGAAGUGCGAGCCAGAGACCUUCAGGUCUAAGAGUUUACCGGUCCUGCACAGCGCCCCUUGCCGGCCGAAUCUCAGUGCAGGGAAUGCAGAUGGCGAACUGGCCUGGGGCUGCCCUGAAGCUUUGGAUCGCCAGGAGAUGCAUGGAGGGCAGAACCUUAUAGUCCCUAGCCCUUCUGGCCCAUCCACUUCGGCAGGAACUACAGCGGAAGUCAUGGACUGCAACCACAGGAUGGACCCCAGCAAAACGAUAUCAGUGUCUUCUACUCUGGCCACACUCCAGGAGGGAAGGUGUCUCUAUGUGGUCCUUACCGAUUCUCGCUGCUUCCUAGUGUGCAUGUGUUUUCUGACCUUCAUCCAGGCGUUAAUGGUCUCUGGGUACCUGAGCAGUGUCAUUACAACCAUCGAAAGGCGUUAUAGCCUGAAGAGUUCCGAGUCUGGGCUGCUGGUCAGCUGCUUUGACAUAGGGAACCUGGUGGUGGUGGUGUUCGUCAGCUACUUUGGUGGCCGCGGGCGAAGGCCUCUGUGGCUGGCCGUGGGUGGACUUCUCAUAGCUGUCGGGGCUGCGCUCUUCACCUUACCUCACUUCAUCUCGCCUCCGUACCAAAUCCAAGAGUUGAACGCAUCGGCCUCCAACGAUGGCCUUUGUCAGAACGGCAACGCCACGGCUUCCUUGGAGGCUCCCCCCUGUCCCAAGGACUCAGGAGGAAAUAAUCACUGGGUCUAUGUGGCUUUAUUCGUUUGUGCACAGGUUCUCAUUGGAAUGGGCUCCACACCGAUUUACACCCUGGGACCAACCUACUUAGACGACAAUGUCAAGAAAGACAACGCAUCCUUGUACCUAGCCAUCAUGUACGUCAUGGGAGCGCUUGGCCCUGCAGUAGGAUACUUACUAGGUGGGCUACUCAUUGGUUUUUAUGUCGAUCCCAGAAACCCUGUUUUCCUCGAUCAGAGCGACCCUCGUUUCAUCGGAAACUGGUGGAGUGGAUUCCUCCUUUGUGCCAUUGCUAUGUUCCUUGUGAUAUUCCCAAUGUUUACUUUUCCAAAAAAGCUUCCUCCUCGACACAAGAAAAAGAAAAAGAAAAAGUUUUCUGCUGACGUCGUUAGCGAUGAUGAUGUCAUCAAGGAGAAAUCAACCACCAGUGAACAAGUGAACAAAAAAGUUUCUUCAAUGGGCUUUGGAAAGAACGUCAGAGACCUACCGAGAGCAGCUGUCAGGAUCUUAAGCAACAUGACAUUCCUUUUUGUGAGUUUGUCAUACACAGCUGAGAGUGCCAUUGUUACUGCUUUCAUUACCUUCAUCCCCAAGUUCAUCGAGUCACAGUUUGGUAUCCCAGCUUCCAAUGCCAGCAUCUACACUGGUGUCAUCAUUGUCCCCAGUGCUGGUGUUGGCAUUGUCCUGGGAGGCUACAUUAUAAAAAAGUUGAAGCUCGGUGCCAGAGAAUCCGCAAAACUAGCAAUGAUCUGCAGCGGGGUGUCUUUGCUGUGCUUUUCAACACUGUUUAUUGUUGGAUGUGAAAGCAUUAACCUAGGCGGUAUAAACAUCCCUUAUACAACAGGACCUUCUCUGACCAUGCCCCAUAGGAAUCUGACAGGGAGCUGCAAUGUUAAUUGUGGUUGUAAAAUACACGAAUAUGAGCCAGUCUGUGGGUCAGAUGGGAUCACAUACUUUAACCCGUGCCUGGCUGGCUGUGUUAACAGUGGCAAUCUCAGCACUGGGGUUCGGAAUUACACAGAGUGUGCCUGCGUCCAAAGCCGACAAGUGAUCACCCCGCCCACAGUGGGACAGCGCAGUCAGCUCCGAGUGGUCAUUGUGAAGACAUAUCUCAAUGAGAAUGGCUAUGCUGUAUCCGGGAAGUGUAAACGUGCCUGCAACACCCUCAUCCCCUUCUUAGUCUUCCUUUUCAUAGUCACCUUCAUCACAGCCUGUGCUCAACCAUCAGCUAUUAUCGUGACGCUCAGGUCGGUGGAAGACGAGGAAAGGCCCUUCGCGCUGGGGAUGCAGUUCGUUUUGUUGCGAACACUUGCGUACAUUCCUACUCCAAUUUACUUCGGAGCCGUGAUUGACACCACCUGUAUGCUCUGGCAGCAGGAAUGUGGCGUGCAGGGGUCUUGCUGGGAGUACAACGUGACGUCGUUUCGUUUUGUCUACUUCGGUUUGGCGGCUGGCCUCAAAUUUGUUGGCUUUAUUUUUAUUUCCCUGGCCUGGUACUCUAUCAAAUACAAAGGGGACGAACUGCAGAGGCAGGGGUGCAGAGAUUUCCCGCUGAGCACUGUGAGUGAGCUAGUGGGCCAGCCCAACAAAGCUGAGAAAUAUGCCCGGACUACAUCGUGCCCCGCCUUCAGUACCCACGGAGAACUCCAGGAGGAAACUGGUCUGCAAAAGGGAUUCCCAGGCACCACACAGACUCAUCCUGGGCCUUUCUCAGAAGCAAUACGUUCCUCUACAGACCCCGGGCUAGACGAGAGCCCCAAUGCUGCUGUGUAGCGUGCCUGCUGAAGCCUGGGAAAGGAAGACACGUUUUGUUGGUUGAGUUGACUAUGGCGAGUUGAGAAACACCUGUGCCUUCUUACGUUCUUUUUUUUAAACCUCGACAGACACAAUCCUCAAACCAACAUAACUCCCUAUACACAGCCACUAUUGAUUGGGGGCUGGAUACCUCAAAAAAACUGAACGUCUUCCCCCUCUUUUGUCCAGGGAGGAGCUUAGAUACAUCUGCUACCAUUUCUGCUGGAUUCAUUUAAUGCUCCUGCACCUGUUUGGUAGAAGCCUGAGAUCCAUGGUUAACCAUGGGAAAGGCUAUGACCAUGCAUAUCGUUAGCAAAAGCACUCCAGGGAAAGGUUAACUUGACCAUGACUUUUUGUGUGCAAGUCAGAGUUUUUAGAUUUGAGCACCUACUUUGAGUUCUGCUCCAAAGCACAACUGAAUUUGCCUCAACUAUGCAAUUGGGUUGGAACAAUGCAAGUGUGGCGUGCCCCUUUGGCUUUCAGAGAAUAAAGCAGAUAUGUUUUUGAU
Phodopus roborovskii (desert hamster) is the source of this 3699-nucleotide messenger RNA. RefSeq names its product solute carrier organic anion transporter family member 5A1 (gene Slco5a1). The record is from RefSeq and is a predicted model, not a curated record. Lineage: Eukaryota; Metazoa; Chordata; Mammalia; Rodentia; Cricetidae. The transcript has 10 exons. The coding region runs from base 612 to 3170 and encodes 852 amino acids. Gene Ontology annotation, biological process: transmembrane transport; sodium-independent organic anion transport. Gene Ontology annotation, molecular function: protein binding. Gene Ontology annotation, cellular component: membrane.